Molecule: messenger RNA, 1332 nt
Organism: Lachancea meyersii CBS 8951
Lineage: Eukaryota; Fungi; Ascomycota; Saccharomycetes; Saccharomycetales; Saccharomycetaceae
Source: the annotation of a GenBank genome assembly
AUGGGAGGAGACCAGAAAACAGUGUUACAGGGAAAGCCACAAGAGCCUGAGCAGGUGGAGGGACAUGCUAUUAAGAAAAUUUUGAAUAAGAUUAGCGGAAAUCCCAAUUCGUAUAUCAACAAAGUUGACUACAUAUUCGGACGGACUUUGGGAGCAGGUUCUUUCGGAGUGGUCAGACAGGCAAGAAAGCUUUCCACCGGGGAAAACGUUGCAGUCAAGAUUUUGCUGAAGAAGGCGCUCAACGGAAAUGAAGUCCAGAUGCGAAUGCUUUACGAUGAGCUUUCGAUACUGCAAAAAUUGGACCAUCCAAAUAUCGUUAAAUUUAAGGAUUGGUUCGAGUCCAAGGACAAAUUCUACAUCGUAAUCCAGCUCGCUACCGGUGGUGAGUUGUUUGACCGAAUUCUAGAGAAGGGAAAAUUUACGGAGGGCGAUGCAGUGAAAAUCGUUUACCAGAUCUUGAAGGCUGUGAAAUACUUGCAUUCCCGCAAUAUUGUGCACCGGGACUUGAAGCCCGAAAACUUACUGUACUUGACGAAAGAUCCCGAAUCGCCGUUGGUUUUGGGUGAUUUUGGAAUUGCCAAAGAAGUGAAGAACGACGAUGACCUGAUACACAAGGCUGCAGGCUCCAUGGGCUACGUUGCACCCGAAGUGGUUACAACUGAAGGACAUGGUAAGCCCUGCGACGUUUGGUCGUUGGGAGUCGUCACCUAUACUCUGCUAUGUGGAUAUUCCCCAUUUGUCGCCGAAAGUGUGGAAGGAUUUCUAGAAGAAUGCACCAGCGGGAGAUACCCUGUGACGUUCCACAAGCCAUAUUGGUCUAGCAUAUCGUAUGAAGCACAGGACUUCAUUCUUCAAGCCCUCACAGUCGAUCCACAUAGCAGGCCGACGGCUACGGAACUGCUGCAACAUGCGUGGAUCGCCAGCAAGACCUCUAAGACCGACAAUCUAUUGCCUGGUAUCAGAAAAGAAUUCGACGCUCGCCGUAAAUUCCGUGAAGCCGUGGAGAUUGUGAAAUUGAACAAUAGAAUCAAGAAGCUAAAGCAAUUGUACUCCACUGGCGAGGAGGAUUCUGAUUUUGAAGAGAACUCCCCCAACAGCAGCUUACUGAACUCCAUGUCGAAACUUGCUUUGGAUGGUAAUGAGUCAAAGGGUGACUCCGAGGAAAACCGCCGGUUGAAGUCCAGCUUGACUCAGAAUGCUUUUGCACAAAUUGUUAAAGCUGCGACCCAAAAUAGAGACCGAAUCAAGAACUACAAAGACCAGGAAUCUGAGAUUGAGGGCGCAGGCGCAGGCGAAGGCGAAGGCGAGAGCGGUGCUGAUAAUAAAAUUUAA